GGGGGGGGCCCACCACCAUUCUAUCAGCUGAACACACGCUGUCUCUCUUCUCUCUCUCAUUUCCUCUGCAACACUCUCUCUAGAACACCUCUGGAUUCACCCAUUUUUUAAAAUCCGACCAUCCGAUCUUCGAUCCGACCACAUUUUCACCAUGAAAGUGGCCCAGAUCUACAAGGAGCCUAUGGGUAGGUGCAUCGACCUUAAUGUGCACUUACACAUAGCACGCAUAGCGAGGCAUGAUGGCGUAGUUGAUGGUGAGGCCAGUGAAUUCCUUGACGCCGAGUUCGGUGUUAGCUCUACCCGGUGUUAGCUCUAGGGGUGGUAGGUUGGUGGUUGGAACUUUCAGGGAUUUUUCAUUAUGCCGCUAUUUUGAUUAUCCAAUGGUAACCCCUUAUUCUAUUCAUUGUUGGACCGGAUGGAUUCUCAAGAUUUUGCUCAGCCUCCUCCCCAGGCUCAAACUUGAGUUACUCCUUUCUAGGGCAUCAUUUGCAUCUUCGUGGGACAGACUAGUAGAUUCCCUGGUGUUUACAGCCGGAGAAAAUCAUGGUACUAUGAACCUUGACAUGUCUUGUCCAUGGAGCAUGGAUAGUAUGUUUCAGCGCUGCUAUCAGUGGUGAUCGAACAGGCGAUCGAAGGGUCUAUUCUCGUCUGAUUGAGCUGAAAUUUGGAGAGAAUGUUUUGGACUCGUGGUUCUAAGAUCUGGGUGGUGGAGAUCUAUUUUGGAGGCUGAGAUCCUUGGAAAUCAAUCUGUUUUCGUACUGCCUCCUGGUUCGGUUUGUUUUUUAUUAUCUUUUUAGUUAUUUUAUUGAUUUGAGAUAAGAUUGAUUAUGUUUUGUCUUUUACCUCUUGUGACUUGAGAAGAUUUUAUAAUAUCUGGAUUUGGUGAUAUUAGAAGAACUUUUGGGUUGAUUUUGAUCGUGUGGUUUCUACUCUUCACAUUGAGGGGGGUUUUUCACAUAAAUUGAUUUGUCUCUUUUACUUUUGUGAUUGCACUUGAUAUUUAGCUAGUUAUUUUGUUUUUUCGCAUGUUUUCACAAGAAAUGAUUUGGUAUAUAUUGAUCCCAACAAUCCAACCACACAGGAUCACAUGAAUUCAAAGAUCCCGAACACCGACUCCUUUAUCACUUUAUCGCCACAUCUAUCAAUGUUAAGAGUGGCUCGUUAAAUAAUGUCACUUCUGAUAACUUGAUGAUCAUGUGGUGUGCCAUUCACAAGACGCACUUUAAUUAACCUAUCAACCUUCAUUUUUGAUAAAAUGUAUCAGUCAGUGAUCCUAAAAUCCACAGGAAAACUUCCCUAUGGCAUGAUUGUAUAUGCCAAAUUCUCAGUAGAAUGCAGGGAAGCCUACAAAAAGAAAAAUCGAUCCCUCAUUCUCCUUUCGACAUAUAUUCCAAACACUUACUCUCACGAGAAUGAAAGUUCAAAGAGAAUGGAAUAUGGAAGAUGCCUUCGAAAGAAAAUAAGGGAAUAAAAUAAGGCCAGGCCGUCCAAUCUUCCUCCAGUCUGACCUCAUGUCCACCAAAUCCAUCUGAAGAUACAGUCUCAAUAACCCAACUCCUUCAAGCACAAUGGACAGAAAUGAAGAAAUGGCAACAAGAGCUAAUGGGCAAGCUACUGAGCAUGGAUGAAAGACUUUCAAGAGUGGGACAAGGUCAAAGACAUAUCAUUGCACGAUUGUGGAGGACAAAGGUGAGAGCACAAAAAGCUCAACAUCUUGUUACAAUUGACUCCAAGGAAGAAGAAGAAAUGGGGAGCCUAGCCACGAUGAAGAGGAGGAGAUCUCUGAAGAGUCUAGGAAUAGCAAAAUCAAAAUUAAGCUUUUUCAAUGAUGCAUAGUUAAUUUGAUUUGUACUCCUAAGAACUCCUUGACUGAUUAUUCCUUUUUGGCAUGUACUUAGAAUUAUCAUUUUCUAUCAUUUAAAUUGGGGUCCUUUAUCUUUA
Messenger RNA from Diospyros lotus (date-plum), 1941 nucleotides. RefSeq lists its product as uncharacterized. The coding region runs from base 252 to 617 and encodes 121 amino acids. The record is from RefSeq and is a predicted model, not a curated record. The transcript has 4 exons. NCBI's taxonomy places the organism in Eukaryota, Viridiplantae, Streptophyta, Magnoliopsida, Ericales, Ebenaceae.